AUGUUUUGAGUUACACUUGGAAACUGUGAUAUGCUCUUCGUGACUUGUCACUUUUUGGUUUCAAAAAAUAUUAAUGUAUUGUUAUUUUCUUGAAACGGAGAGUAUCAUUAUCAUUUCUUAUUAUACUUGUGAUAAUAUACGUCAUGUACAGACAUCGGAAAAACUACAAAAGCGAUAAAGGGUAUAGAUUAUUUCGCCGCUUUCGUAUAUUCCGAUCCAGUGAUGAUGUUGACAAAGGAGAAGAUGACACUCCUCUUGACGACAUUCCUUCAGCAACCACUGAAGCUGCUAGUGAUGAAAAACCUGCUGUUAAGCGUCAGCUCAGUUUUGCUGUAUCUGAAACUUUGGGUGAAGAUGUUUUCAGAAGGUUUUUAGCUACUGAUGGUGUUUUAUGUUUUUGGAGAAAUUUUGCUUAUGAAGAUCAUGGACGUCCAUUUUUACGAGCAGCACAUGAUGCAAAUAUGGAAUAUGUUGCCAAUGUACUACAUCAACAGUGGAAAAUUAAAAGCCCUCGAAUUGUUCUUGUUGUUGUAUCCAAUAUUGCUCCUCUCCAUGAAUGGACAAAUAAAAGGCAAUUGGAACAUCUACAAGCGGGUAUCAUCAAGGCUGCUAAUACUACAGAAAUGUGGAUUUUUACUCCAGGUGCUAAUAUUGGGAUCACAAAAGUGAUUGGUGAUGCAGUACACAAUGAGCUUCUUAGAAGACAGGCUCUUUUAUGCCAUAAGCAUCCAAAUCAGUCUGGAACUGCUUUACCACCCUUAACUUUAAUUGGAGUUACCAGAGAAGAUCUUAUUAUCUAUGGGGAUAUGCUAGAUGGCCGAAUGCAGAGAGUUGAAAUUGAAAAUGAAGGCAACCAACCUGAAGAAAAUAAAUAUGAAUUGAAUCCUGAUCAUUCACAUUUUGUAAUUGUGAGAGACAGCACAAUUAAUAAGACUGGUAUAAAUCAUUUUUUAUUGAAAUUGGAGCAGUAUUUAGCAUCGUCUGAAUCUCUUCACUGUGAUAUUGAUGCGGCUACUCCUCGUCGUCAUCCUGAUGUAUGUUCAUUAUCAGCAAACGAAAUCCCAGUUGUAUCUCUUCUCAUUCAAGGUGGUUAUGAUUGUGCAAGAUUGAUUUUAGAACAUCUCAAAAAACAGUUGCCAGUGGUGGUGGUCCGUGGUAGUGGAGGUUUGGCAGAUUUAUUAGCAUAUGCCUAUUAUGAAGUUUCAGAAAGGCCCAGAGGCAUUCAAGAUGCUGAAUUUGUUGAAAAUUCUUUAAAGAGAGAACUGUUUAAUAAAAUUGCUCAUCAUUUUCCCCAGCUUAGAGAAAAUAAUUUAGCUAGAAAUCUCUUUCGUGAUAGAAUCAUGGAAUGUGUCCGUUAUUCUCAUCAAAAUGGCCAAGUGUACUUAACAGUUUUAAAUCUGCACAGUCAUACUUGCAAUUUAGAAAAUUUAGAUGAACAUCUUUUAAGAGCACUCUUUAAAUCACAAAGACCUGAUCAUACCAGUUGGCAUGCGCAAAUGCAGAAAGACUUACUAUUGACUUUAGAUUGGAACAGUCCUCAUGUGGCUAUGUCAGAAGUUUUCCUAAAAGAUCCAUCAAAUAAAUUUAAAAUUGAUAAAGACAUUUUUGAGCAAGCCAUAACUAGACUGAAUCGCGAAGAUUUUGUCGAUUUGUUCUUGCGGCAAGGAUUUCAAAUCCAUAAAUAUCUUACACCUAAGAGAUUGAGGCUUCUUUUCUUGCGAUGUAGAAGGCAAGAAUUUUUCCGAACCGUUUGCUGGGAAGGAGCUCUUGGACAUGGAUUGAUCACCAAAUUCAGCAAAACUUUCAUUGAUUCAGAUCUGAAUUUAUUGAUUGAGAUGUGCACAGGUAUCCACAAUUUCAUCAAUUCUCAAGAAAUGUCUGUAAAUGCAAUGGGCAUGUAUACAGUCGAUCCUUCAGCCGCAGAGCGAAAAUCAUUGUGCAUUUUAAUUCUGUGGGCCGUUUUCACCAACAAACCUAAAUUAGCUAAGCUGUUAUGGCAACAUUCUGAUCAACCUAUACAUGUUGCAUUGAUAGUGUCAAUGAUUUAUGAAAAAUUACAGGACUAUGUGAAUGACACAAAUGUAAAGCAAGAGUUGUAUACACUUAGUAGAGAAUUUUCUGAAAUGGCAACAAGCGUCCUGGACGCCAGUUACCAAGAUUCUUCUUGUAGAGCUUAUGAUGUUUUAAGUGAAGAAACUUCAGACUGGUCAUACAAAACAGCUGUAGACAUUGCUGCUAAUGCUAAAAAUCGCACGUUCCUUUCUCACACAUGCUGUCAGAAAUGGCUUUCCAAUUUGUUCUUGGGGAACAUCAGGAUAAGAGAUCUUACCUGGGGAGUCGUAACUUUUCCUCAAUGGUUUAAGGUUGUCUUAUGUGCUUUCCUCAUUUUCCCCAUGUAUAUUUGGAUACGCUUUAAAAUGGAUCCUCUACAGUCCUGGGAUUUGCAUACUGCUACUGAUAUUGAUUCUGAUGAUGAAAGAGAUGAGAGAGAUGGAGAAGAUGAAAUCCUAAUUGAGUCAAAUCAAGGAAAGGAUUGUGAUUUUAUAAGGCCUAAGGGUAGUGUUGUCUAUCUCAAGAACAAUGAUAAAGUCAGCCCGUUUGACUUUGGCCAUGGUCACCACAGAGAACAAGUUGCAACAUUAUUGCGUGAGAAAGAAGUCUUCAUCCAUUCCCCUCCUCCACUCUACCGAAUGAUUUACCUAAUGUGGAGUGCACCUAUUACAAAGUUUUGGACUUUUCAAAUAUUUUAUAUGAUAUAUCUAGGAUUUUUCAGCAUGGCUGUUUUAUGGCCAUCCUGUGGAAACAAAGAGCUUGACAUCAUUGUUUGUUCCUGGACAUCACUCAUUGCUAUUGAAUACAUUAGACGUACUUAUGUUUUGUAUAAAAAAUACACAAGUGUACCUUUGUUUUUCAAAUGUUUGGAGAUACUGUUAAUCAUAGCUUUUAUCAUUUUGUAUGUUUUGGGAAGAGUUUUGAAUGUUGGUGUAAUAUUUGAACCAUAUACUGGCAAAGUUAUACUAUGCAUUGGACUAUUAUAUUUUUUCUAUCGACUCAUUGCCAUAUAUUUGCCUAUUUCGCCAACAUUGGGACCACUUUUGUACAGAGUUCGACUUAUGGUUACAGUCGACUUUGUGAAUUUCAUGCGUAUGACAUUGCUUGUAAUCAUCAGUGGUGGAAUUGUACUUCAAGCUGUUUUGUAUCCUGAUUAUCCUCUUACACUUGAACUUUUUAGGCAAGCCUUCCACAGAGCUUGGUUUUCUCUAUUUCUAACACCAAUUGGAGAAUUAGAAGGUAAAGAUAGAUGCAAUGUUACAAAAUCGCAUCAUAAUGCAGAUUAUUGCAUUGUCGGCAAAUAUAAUGACUAUACAUGCCCCACCACUGGCUUAUGGCCAUAUUUAUUUGCAAUCCAGUAUUUUAUAUUCUUGAAGCUUAUAUUACUAACAUUACUAUACGCCUUGUUCAGUGCUACAGCUUCUAAGUUGGAAGCAGAAACUGAUGCUAUUUGGAGGUUUCAGCGCUAUCAGCUUGUUGUUGAUUUCACUAAUCGUCUUUGUCUGCCACCACCUUUAAGUAUUUUCAGUUACUUAAUAAUUGCAGUUCGCUUUAUAUAUCGAUGUAUAAUGUGUCGACUGUGCAAGAGCAGGGAUGAAGCAGAUAUCAAUGUAUUUUAUGAUUCAACAAAAGGUCAUCGCUUAUCAGAAAAGGAUUAUAAUUACUGGAGACUGUUGGCUCAAGAAUAUAUGAGAGGGAAAAAAGAAGCUGAAAAUGAGAAACACAUUGUAAAGAAACAGAUGGAAAUAAUGAUGACCAUAACUGAAGAUGUUGACUAUCAGAAGAAAGUCAUGCAUCAGCUUAAAAGUCGAAUGAAAGAAUUGGAUCGUAUGAUGAAUAAUUCACAUGUAUAUUUGGAAAAUAUCAAGCACCUAGUAGAAAAAAUUCAAGAGAGAGGUUUACAAAGUCAAGCUUCAAUACAUGUUUUGGCUCGUCAUACACCUUAUCCUGGUACAAGAGUACAGCGAUACCCUGUACCUGAUAAAUAUGUGCCUUGGGAAGUAAUGUGGACUGAUUAUGAUCCAGUUGCAUAUACUCGACCCAAAAGUGACUUUCCUGGUUCAUUGCAUCCCUAUGUGGAUGAAGACGUUCUUCUUCUCCGUGCGACUCAAGGCAUUGAUGACAGUCAGUUGCCAGUUUUUCAAUGGAACUGUCUCUCUUCCAAUCCUGCUGGAAUAAGCAUAGAUCGAACAUCCUGGAUUAUAGGAGAUCAAGGGACAAGUGUUGUUUAUAAACUAGACAGUGAAGGAGUUCCAAGGAAUAUUUAUGGAAGAACUGGUUUACGAGGUCGUGGUGCUUUAUGCCGAUGGGGCCCUAAUCAUUUUGUUCUUGUUAUAAUAACAAGGUGGCAAAAAGGUGGAGGAAGAGGUCUUGAAUUUGUUGUUAUGAGAGGUGAAAGAAGAGGGCAAUUGUCUUUACCUGGUGGAUUUGUGCCUGGUGAACAUAAAUAUGAAGCUGUUCGUAUUCUAUUCAAAGGAAAAGAAUCAAGUUUGCCUAUGUGGAAUUCACAAGAUGAUAUGUUAGAUUUCUUCAAAAGCUGUGCUGAAUCUCCUCAAGAAGAUGAAGAAGUUCCUACUGAAGUAAAAUGUGAAAUGGUCAAAAAAGGUUACAUGGAUGAUCCUUGGAAUACUGAUCAGGCAUGGAGGGAAGUUGAAUUGUGGCACAUUCAUUAUGUUGGAAAAGAAAAUCUGACACAAAAUUUCCAGGCUAUGUUGUCUUGGAGACUUAUUACGGAAGACGUUUUUAUAAAAUUGCCCUCAGGCCAAGCAGUUCUUCUUCAGGAUAUAACACAAAAGCUCCAACCUGUCAUAUUUUGAAAAUAUGUGUACUGUAAAAGUCUAUUUAUAACAUUGUAUCAAAUGUAUAUAAAUUGUUCUCAUAAAUUCAUAUUUUGUUCUCAUGUAAUCUAUUUGUAAACUUUCAGAUCUUGCUUUAUAUUAAAUGUUUUGUAAAAUGUUGAUAUUCCUACAAAAUCAUUGAACGACCAAAGAUCUGGUAGCAUCUGUACUUAUGGGUGAUUAUUUUGCAUAAUAUAUAAAUCAUAUGUUAUAACUGUAUAUAGGAUGUGUGAAUAUAUUGAAAAGUUGUAAAUGGGUUUGCUGAGUUGAGAAGCUGAUUAAAUGUUAAUCAAUCCUAAAAAAAUAGGAUUUUUAAGGAAAAUUAAGAGCAAUUUUUUUAGCACUUGUUUAAUAUUAAUAAAAAUUUUUUAACUGAUAUUAAUCAAUAGUGUUCAGAUGACUUUCAAUGAAUGCUGGCUUCUUUUAAAGAAAUUUUGGUUUGAAUCUCAAUUUAAUCAUACCCUUUAACAUAUUGCAUAUAUAAAUAUAUAUCCACUCUUGAAUUUAAAAGUAUUGAUUAUAGCAGACUUAAUUCAUUACAUUAGAGUCCUGUUAUACAACAUUCCAUUUUAACAAAUAUCAAUUCCAAAUCAUAAAUUGAAAAAUUAUGCUUUAAUUUUCAAUUACAUAUGACAGAUGAAUGUUUUAUUAUUUAUAGGGCUAAAUUUUUCUGCGUAUUUUUGUGUUUUAAUCUGUCAGAGUUAUAUAUCUAAAUUAAAAAUGCUUUAUAAUAACAGCUAAAAGAUAUAUAUAUUCUCUAUUUCAUCCCUAGAAAUGCUAAUCUUAUCAGUCAAUUUAAAGCUAAUCAUAAAGGUGGGCUAUUGAAAUUACUUUGAUAUGAACUGAAUAGAAAACCACAAAAAUGGAUGUGUUGUUUUUUACGAGAUAAUGUGAUAAAAUUAGAAAAACAUCAAACAAAAGAGAAGCAUUUUACUAUUAAACUUCUUUAAAUGGUUUUUUUUUUCUUUUUGUAUUUAUAGAUUUAUAGUAAUGCUGUUUUAAUUAAAAAAAGAUAGACCUGUAUGAUUACUUUGUCAAUUAUACAAUUUUCUUUUGAAUUGGAAUACAAUAUUUCAUGAAUUAGGGUUAUUUUAAAGUGUUUCUUCUUUUUUGCCUAUUAUAUGACAUCAAAAGUCUUGAUAAUCUAAACUACUAUAUUUAUUUUUUUAUCAAUUCAGCAAAAAUACUUUAUUUAAAUGAUUUUAAUAACUUUUCUUAUAAUAAGUGGAUAUAAUAAAGGAAAGAGUACUUAGAGCAACUCUGAAUGUUAUGCACUAUUGCUUCUUAUAGGUCUACAAUUUAAAAUGUUGAUCAACAUAAUAUGAAAUUGUAUUUUGUAUGUACUUUCUUAAAUAAUUUGUAUGAAAUCUGUUCAAUUUCUUAGCAAUGCAUUAUGUGUUGAUGUAGUGGAUUUUUUUAAUUCAUUUUUUUAACUCACUUUUGUAAAGAGAAUAUAUGUAUAUUUAUUUUUUAAGGCAGGUUUAUAUUAGGUGUGCACAUAAAUGCUACUGGUAGCUUUAAAACUUUCAUACUAAUGGUGACUUUGUUAUUCCAUGUUAAAUAUGUCAUUUUCAUAUGUAAAUAAUUUACAAACAGUGAAAUAUGUCCAGAAUAUUCGCCUUGUUAUUGCUGUUAUGUGCCUUUCAUGUAAAAUGUUGCAUUAAGAAAUAUUUCUUAGCUGCUUUAUUUUCAAUAUACCAAUGAAAGCAUUUUCUUGAAAUAUACGAUUCUUUUAUUCCAAUUCUUGAAAGAAUCAAAUAGUGUCCAAGGAAAUUUUACUCUAUAUAUAUUGCAAAAAUAUGUCUUUUGUAAAUGUGUAAAUUAAUCAUCAUAAAUUGUGAUGUGAAGUUGUUAAAAGUUAAUGAUUUUAGGACUGUGUAUGAAAUCUUUGAAUAUAAGAAUUAAUUAAACAUCAUUAUAAAUAAACAUUUUCCAACUGAUAUGAAUUAUGUAUAUAUCCAUAUAUAUAUAUAUAUAUAGAUAUAGAUAUAGAUAUGUGCAUUUUCAUUUAAAAAGAAUAAAAUAUCUAUUCUUUAAAUCGCCACCUUUGGCAACCAGUUGGUUUGCCAUGAAUAUCUGCUAUGUUUAAGUUCAAUUCAAUCUUAUGUGUAACUUGAUGUUUAUGAUUUCCUCAAUAAAGUUUAUUAAGCGUUAACUUUUGAUUGUCAUAAAAGCCAUUUUUAUAGCCUUACACAUAUUCUCUUCAUUAUAUAUAUGAACCAGUCUAUUGAAGUCCUGUUACAUGUUAUCAUAAGCAUUAUUAAAAGCCUGAAUAUGUGGGAAAGCUAUUUUCUUAUUGUAUUUCAUCUUUAUAUUGGACCUUCAACGUA
This is a messenger RNA of Argiope bruennichi, 7219 nucleotides long. RefSeq names its product transient receptor potential cation channel subfamily M member 7-like. Gene Ontology annotation, biological process: monoatomic cation transmembrane transport. The record is from RefSeq and is a predicted model, not a curated record. Lineage: Eukaryota; Metazoa; Arthropoda; Arachnida; Araneae; Araneidae. Gene Ontology annotation, molecular function: monoatomic cation channel activity. The transcript has 30 exons. Bases 144 to 4868 code for a protein of 1574 amino acids.